Molecule: messenger RNA, 2269 nt
Organism: Babjeviella inositovora NRRL Y-12698
Lineage: Eukaryota; Fungi; Ascomycota; Pichiomycetes; Serinales
Gene: NGG1
Product: histone acetyltransferase
Exons: 1
Coding region: 140-1951 (603 amino acids)
Biological process (GO): regulation of transcription by RNA polymerase II
Cellular component (GO): SAGA complex
Molecular function (GO): transcription coactivator activity
Source: RefSeq, a predicted model, not a curated record
UUCUCUUUGCUGGACUCAUCAUCUGUAUUAUUACCCAUCCAUUGUAUCUGAAAUCCUCCAUUCGCUACUACUCGCUUUCCAUUUACUAUCACUGUUUACAAUCCCCAUUUACAAUCACCAUUUACAAUCACCAUUUUUGAUGCCACCCCGGACGCUGCGAACCAAAUCGUACUCAAAGUCGACGCCACGUGCGCCCUUUUCCAGCAAAAACCCAUACCCGCUGGGGGACCCGUCCAUCUCUGAUAGCCUCAAUGUGGCGUUAGCGGAGCUUGAACUCUCUUACGACGCCUCUCUAGGCGUUAUCAUGGGCGAUGCCAUCACUUCCGUGCCUGACAACGCAAAGCUCGGCGCGCUCAAGACGCAUUUGCGCGAUCUAGUAAAAGCCUUUGAUCGGCUUAUCGGUAUAGACCACGAUUUGUUGGAAAAAGUGGACGACGUGCUCCGUGAGCGCGGCGAAGAAGUGCCGGAGAAUGUGACGCCCGCGGUUGAGACGCCGCGCGCUGCAAGUGAGGACUUUGAGGAUGCCGUUUCCUCGUUCCCCGAGCCCCAGCUCGAGACUGAGGUCAAAAAAGAGGUUGUGGAUAUUCCAGAAGAGCUGGAAGAACCGGUAAAACCGCUCGAAACGCUUCCCAUCUCGCUUCCUGAGGGUGCCCUGGAGUUGGGGUUGUACGUGGACGAAGGCCCUCCGGCCUCAGAGGCCCUGAUGCACGAAUACUUGCAGAAGAAGUACGCGGUUUCCGUGUAUCCCGCGUCGGACUUGGCGGACAAGCUCUGUGGCACGAUCCCAGACACAGACUUGUCGCAUCUGAAGCCCGCGAACCAGGUGCAGUUUGCGACGUUUGCCACGCACAUUGAGAGCUUUUUCCGGCCAUUCUGCGAGGAGGAUAUCGCCUUCCUCGAGAAGAAGGCGAUUCUUCCGACAAACGUCAGCACAAACCCCAACCCCCACAGCAACGCCUCCAGUAACAUGACGCUUGAGACCAGCUACGACCCAUCGAUCCUGCCGUUCUUGACCCCUAAACUCGGGCGGCCGUACACUGAGGUAUGGGCCGACGAGGACAGUGCACCCGGCGCCGCUCUAGUCACCAGGAGCUUUGAGGCGUACGUGGCCAAGGGCUCGCUUUCGGAGGUUAACGAUGACAACCUCGACACGGAUGACGUGUCUGUGGGUGCACUUAGCUCGCGGUUGCUUAGCGGGCUCAUGGGGCUUGACGACUUUGAUCAGAUAGAAGUGAAGGAGGAGGAGGCGGAGGGAGAGGAGGAGGAGGAGGAGGAGGAGGAGGAAGAGGGGCGGGCCGAAGUGUGUUCCGCGCAUAUCAGCGCGGACGAUGAACACACGCUCGCGGCACCGAAGCCAGACUACGCCACGUUAGAGCAGCGCUUGAAACGUGAGUUGAAGUAUGUGGGAGUGUUCCUGAACGAGAAGGAGUCUGAUGACAAAAAGAAGAAGGACGAGGCGAUUGAGGACGUGUGGUUGGAGGAGAUGGAGGAUGACGAGGUUUGUGUGGAGUUGCGCAAGCUCCAGGGGCAGUUGAAGACGGUGAGUAAGGCGAACAACAUCCGCAAGCGUCGACUCAUUCCGAUCAUCGAGGAGCAGAUCGCGUGGCAGGAGUUUAUCUCGAUCAGCGAAGACUUGGACAAGCAGAUCGACCAGGCAUACCUCAAGCGGAUCAAGGUGCCCAAGUCGAAGAAGAAGAAGCUCGCGCCGACCCAGACACCAACCGCGCUCGCUCAUGCGGUGGCCAAGUUGGCGCAUGAACAGGCGGCGAACAGCGGGAUGAAGGCGUUGAUUGAUAAGAAGGCGCGGUGGUUUGAUCAGAUCGGGCCAUUGUUUGCAGCGACGGAGUUGAUGAGGCGGCCACCGACCGAGAGUAUUUUUGCCGGGCUAGACUUUGAGGAGGAGGAAGAGGAGGAGGAAGAUGGGGGGAUUGACGAAGUGGAGGCAAUGUGAGCAUGAGCGAAACGAGUGUGGUUCUACUAGUACACUAAGCAAUGAGUGUGGUAUGACACCAAGCAAAGUGUGGUAUGAUACAGAACAAGACAAGUGUGAUUGUAUAGGCCAGCUUCACGUGCGGUGAAGCUAAACUACAAUCGAAGCGAGUGUUUUAUCCCCACCAAGCGACUUGGUUUUAUACCAGGUUAUUCCAGAAAAAAAUAAAAGGGGGGCCAUUACCAUUGACUGUAUUUAUGGUUAUCCGCGAGGUGGAAGUCUACGUACACCAUCGUGUAAAACCUCUAUAGACAAUAAACCAAAGAUUAAUGAUUUAAA